Molecule: messenger RNA, 2493 nt
Organism: Miscanthus lutarioriparius
Lineage: Eukaryota; Viridiplantae; Streptophyta; Magnoliopsida; Poales; Poaceae
Source: the annotation of a GenBank genome assembly
AUGGGGCCUCCCAUCUUCCUCCUCUUCCUCGUCCUCACGGCCGUCUCGGUCGUGUCGUCGGCCGCCCGGCGGGAGGCUUUCCGCCGGGACCCAGGGCACCCGCACUGGCACCACGGCGCUUUCCAUGACGUCGAGGGCAGCGUCCGCGCCGACGUCCGCCGCAUGCUCCACACCCGAGCAGAGGUACUCCCAUCUCUUCUCCGCUUCCUCGCCUUCCACACUAAACCUCUCCGCCGGCGCAUCCAUGGCUCACGUGUACCGGUUCCAUUUCAAGUGCCUCUUGAGGUUAAUGUUGUUCUUAUUGGUUUCAAUGGCGAUGGAGGGUAUAGAUACUCUUUGGAUGGGCACAAGCUCGAAGACUUCCUAAAAGUGGGUUUCCCACUUCACAGGCCCUCUUGCUUCGAGACAGGGGAGCCAAUUGAUAUCGAACAUCAUAUUAUGUACAAUGUUAUAGCGGCUGGACAACCGGAGCUGAUUUCUCUUGAGAAGUCACUGAAGGAGGCCAUGCAACCUGCAGGAACUGCAAGAGAUAGUGAAUAUGGCAGGGAAUUGCCUCUAUUUGAAGUAGAAGCGACUGCAGUGGAAUCGAUAUUUCAGAGGCUAUACUCAUUCAUUUUUGACAUGGAGCCUGGUUAUCCUGCAAACGAGAUGGAUAGGCCUGUUCCUGUUGCGAUAUUUGUUGUUAAUUUUGAUAAGGUUAGAAUGGAUCCUCGAAACAAAGAAGUUAAUCUUGAUAGUUUAAUGUAUGGUACAAUUGGUGGACUAACAGAACAAGAACUUAAAAAACAAGAAGCAGAAUACAUUUACCGUUACCGUUACAAUGGCGGUGGGGCAACUCAAGUUUGGCUAAGUUCUGGAAGAUUUGUUGUAAUAGAUCUUUCAGCAGGCCCUUGUACAUAUGGGAAAAUAGAAACUGAAGAAGGCAGUGUCAGCUAUAGGUCAAUGCCACGGCUAUCACAAAUAAUCUUCCCAAGAGGACUUGCUGCCCCAAGUGCUAGUUCAACGCAAGAUAUUUUCAUUGGGCAGCUUGGAGGUUUAAUUUCAACUACCAUUGAGCAUGUGAUAGCUCCUGAUAUAAGAUUCGAAACUGUUGACAUGGCAGUGAGGUUGCUUGUACCUAUUAUUGUGCUACAGAACCACAAUAGGUACAACAUUCUUCAAGAAGGCCAUAACUAUAGCAUAGAUGUUCAAGCUAUAGAAAGGGAGGUUAAAAAGAUGGUCCACCCUGGUCAGGAGGUAAUAAUAAUUUCUGGUUCGCAUGCACUGCACCAGCAUGAAAAGUUAGCUGUUGCAGUUUCCAAAGCAACACGUAGCCAUUCUCUUCAUGAAACAAAGAGUGAUGGCCGAUUUCAUGUCCGUACCAAAACUUACUUGGAUGGAGCAAUACUUAAAGAGGAAAUGGAGCGGUCUGCUGAUGUGCUGUCUGCUGGUUUAUUAGAAGUUGCAAAUCCUUCUCUCUCAAGUAGAUUCUUCCUAAAGCAGCAUUGGACCGAUGGAGAAGAUGAUGUAAAAGAUUCUAUUAAGCACAAGCCCUUGUGGGAAUCUUACAUGCCCAAAAAUAAGAAAGAAAGGAGAGGAACUGGAAAGAAGAAACAUGGAAGUCUGUACAGAACUUAUGGGACCAGAGUGAUCCCAGUUUUUGUAUUAUCACUGACCGAUGUCGAUGCUGAACUUCUCAUGGAAGAGGAAAGUCUUGUUUGGGCAAGUAAAGAUGUUGUUAUUGUGCUUGAGCAUAACAAUGAAAAGAUUCCUCUAAGCUAUGUGUCAGAAACGACUAGGCAGUUUGCUUUUCCAUCUCUCGCACAGCGCCACAUCUUGGCUGGUCUGGCGUCAGCAGUUGGCGGUCUGAGUGCACCAUAUGAAAGGGCAUCACGUAUUCAUGAAAGACAUGUAGUGAACUGGCUGUGGGCUGCAGGCUGUCACCCAUUUGGACCAUUCUCAAACUCCUCCCAGAUCAGUCAAAUUCUCCAGGAUGUAGCACUGAGAACUACAAUUUAUGCUCAAGUCGAUGCUGCUCUUCGCAAAAUAAGAGACACAUCAGAGUUUGUCCAAUCUUUUGCAUCAGAGCAUCUUAAGACGCCAUUAGGAGAACUUGUGAAAGGUAAUAAAAACAAGUCCACCACUGAGUUAUGGGUAGAGAAAUUCUAUAAGAAGGUAACCACUCUGCCGGAGCCUUUCCCCCAUGAUCUUGUUGAGAAGUUAGAAGAGUACCUGGAUAAACUUGAAGGGCAACUCGUGGACUUGUCUUCCUUACUGUAUGACCACCGGCUGGUGGAUGCAUAUCAAAACAGUACCGACAUCCUGCAAAGCACUAUAUUUACACAACAGUAUGUCGAACGUGUUCUAGCUAACGAGAGAGACAGGAUGAAAUGCUGUAGCAUUGAAUAUAGUCAUCCAAAGCAGUCAUCCCAAGCUUUUGUCUAUGGAGGGAUCCUUCUGGCUGGAUUUCUUGUGUAUUCACUGGUUAUUUUCUUCUCUUCACCUGUUCGCUAA